This is a messenger RNA of Scatophagus argus, 1827 nucleotides long. RefSeq lists its product as uncharacterized. The transcript is spliced from 3 exons. The record is from RefSeq and is a predicted model, not a curated record. Lineage: Eukaryota; Metazoa; Chordata; Actinopteri; Scatophagidae. The coding region runs from base 305 to 1123 and encodes 272 amino acids.
CAGGUUAAACAAGAGGCUCAGAUCUGUUUUUGUGUCCCAACAGGGCAGCAGUUUGAAGAUUCCAGCACCCUGGACAGCGACUGGUGACAGUGGACAGCUCCAGCCAGACUUAAAGGAGCAUUUGCUGGUUUGUUUGUUUGUUAGGUCGGUUGGUUGGUCGAUUGGUUGUUUUGAGAAAUACUGGCUGGCCUGAAGAGACGAAAUAUGUUGGAUAGAUGGAUGGAUAGAUGGGUGGAUAGAUGCUUGACAAACACUAAAGAAACUGCGGACAGGUCUGUAACCCUGAAGGGCUCAGUGUAGAGAAAUGCUCAGGAAGAUUAAUAAUGUGUUCCGUCCCAACCAUCACGGACACGGAGGGCGGGACGGCCGUGCAGGUCAGAGUGGCGGUGGGUUGCGGUCCGAGCAGGACUACCACAACGCCUGCACCGUCAGGCUGGUCCGCAGCACGUCCAUGCUCGUGGUGGGAGAGAAGACUCAGACGGCCGCGGGCUCCACUUUAAAACGGAGCAAGAGCACAGUGAGCAUCGAGUCGACCUUGUACUAUUAUCAGAGACAAGAGGACAGGAUAUGGCUCUACUCUCAGAAUCAGAACUGUCUGGAGUACCUGGAGGCGCUUGUGGCUUUGAGACGGCAAUACACAAAGAGUGUGAGUGACCUGAAAAGUAGCGACACCAAGGCCACAGUGUCCUCAAAGAAGAAGCCAGCCCCGCCGCCGCCCAGGAAGGAAGAACCGAUAUCAAGAGCCAAACCCUCUGCACCUCCCGUCCCCGACGAGGAGGACACUUUGCAGUUCUUUGAUGCGGUCAUCGCCAGCUGUGACAGCGAAGCUCUGCGCAAACCUUACGCGGAUGAUGGACACGCAGACGUGGACUUCAUAGUGGCCUCCAGUUCGGCAGAGCAUGACCUCCACUCCAACUGGGUCUUGCGGGUUCCUCGGGUCGCAGAGGACUCCAAGCAGAAGGCAGUUCAAGACUGUGCCAAUGAAAGCUCAACGAAGAAGAAGAACCAGAGCGGCUCCACGAGCAGCCGACUGCGGCUGCAGAGAAACCCGAUCCAUCUGCCCAAGGUGGUGGAGAGCGCAUUUCAGACAGUGCGCUUCAAGCCCAAAUUUAAAAAACAGUGAAGCUCCACAGGACAUUUGAAACAUCUGAAACUGACCUAGAGUCCAGCGUAGUCUGUACAGACACCAUGCACUGCUGACAAUCCAUCCAGACAAUACACAAAUCAUCUGAGGGAAUUUUAAUAAAGUAACUGUAACAAAAAAGAAAAAGAAAAAGAAGAAGAAGAAAAGCCGAUCAUCAUCAGUGAAUUCCUCUGGGUCUCAUCCUUUCCCUACUGUGACAUGUCAAAAGUCUAUUUAGUAUCAUUUCUAAACCGUUAACCGCACAUUAAUAUAACCAUCAGUCCGAGUCAAAAUCCUUUUUAUGUGCAUCGACAAGAUGCCACUUUAAAUUUAAAAGAAAAUCAUUCAUUCCACCAUCUUAUAAUUGCUCUGACCCGACAGUUAGACCCCCUAGCAUCUCUUUAAAGUGUGCUUUUGAACGGAGGUAAAUGAGAGAAAUGUCCAACAUUGUGAUGGGUAUGGAAUUUGGCUCAGAUGUGCAUAAAGCUUAGGCUCUGCAUUCCUGCGCUUUAUCAAAACCAGUGGUAAAAUUCAACACGUCCUUCACGGCACUAAGACUGACUGAAAGCCAGUCUCACUGAAGAGCCAGGCUCAGUCCAAAGGCUGAGCUGUCACUGAAUAGUUCAAAAGCAGCUGAGGUUAUUCUGCUCACCAAUGCCAAACUAAAUGAUCUUAAAAGGUAUAAAGGAUACAUUUCUGACUUC